This is a messenger RNA of Trypanosoma cruzi, 402 nucleotides long. RefSeq lists its product as uncharacterized. Bases 1 to 402 code for a protein of 133 amino acids. Lineage: Eukaryota; Euglenozoa; Kinetoplastea; Trypanosomatida; Trypanosomatidae. The record is from RefSeq and is a predicted model, not a curated record. The transcript has a single exon.
AUGGAAGUGGUUGAACAAUUUCUCUCUCUCCGUCGGGAUGGUCAUGGAGAAGAAGCCUACGAAAUGCUUGCACCUGGAGCGGCUCUGGGGUGUCCUUGGGGUGGGAUGCAUCACGGUGAGAAUGUGCUAGAAUUAUUAAGGGACGAGGCUAGGUUUGUGAAAAAGGGUUAUUUAGAUCCAGUUCCAAUUGAGAAAAUAGAUGAAAAUACCUUUCAGCGAAAGUUUAAGUGGGAUCGUGGAAUGUUUGAGCAUGGAAACAGUGGAUUCAAAGGUCUGGGAAUUCUUCCUACAUGGCGUGAAAUUUAUUUUGUUGAUAAUGGGAAGAUUCGUCUGGUAACUUCGGACAAGCAACUCAAGAACCGAUCAUUAUGGCACACUUUUGGACUAUCGAAAUUCUUUUGA